AUGGAUCGAAUGGUGCAUUUACUCCAAGAAGAAGACGACAUGCGCUCAAGGCACACCGAUCCAAACUGGUCCCGACCAAGGCAGGACAUUGGGAAAGAUGGCAGACCAAUUUGGCCGGACAAUAUCGAAGCUGCCUUUCAAGACGCCCUUGUACACAUCAAGCCCAUGGGUCGAAAGAAAUGUUCACAACGAGGAAAACCUUAUGGGCGUAACAUGCUCAUUGCCGAGUGGAUAUACCGCGCAACAGGCCAGAAACGGGAGCGUAAACAAGUCUCCAGCCACAUACAGGUCCUUGACAGAUUUCUUCAAGGCAUUCCAGAAUGGGAUCGGUUGAUCAAGCCUGGUGAUGACGACGACACGAACCCAGCAGAAGGUCACAAGUUUUAUCACAACUCUAUUGAGCACAUGGUCAACGAGCAAAAGGCAAGAAGCAAGGCCGGUGAUGCUCUGUGGGAGGAUGAGCUCGAGGGCCACGCCGACUCAUUUGUCUCUGGGACCGUACAAAGCGACAUGACCAUCGCACCACGCGUCGAACGGCUGGAUUUUGAAAUGUGGGUGAGCUCGCCCGUCAACCACGAGACUGCCUUGCACUACUAUACCGGGCAGAAACCCACGAAAUUACUGUCCUUCCCCCUGGAGGAACUGGCCGAGUGGCGAACAUCAUUCCCACACCUCAAAUCCCUAGUUGAUCAUGGAAAGCGCCUGGAUAACUGCGACCUCAUCCUCCUCAAUGCAAGCUUCAAGCUGAUGGAGGAUUUCCCACCCCGACACUCCAAGCUUGGCAUCUGUUUUGAACUCAAGUAUCCAGAUCUGCUCUGGAAAGUGUCCCAACAGGACGCCAGACUCAUCAAAUGGUUCUGCGUCACCUACAUGUACCGUGAAGGAGUGCUCAUCACGGAGCCUACCCGCGAGGAAUGCCAGACUCAGGGCCACUGCCGGAUCCAGCCGUUCUUCCAGUCGAAAUGGUGGGCGUCGACCUUCACCUCUCUCACCGAGGCGAGAAAAGUUGCCGAAGAUUCCAGGGACCCAGAAGCCGUCGACCUCGCCACUAGCCAGUCUCGCGACUUCUUCCGCGGCCUGUCGAUCAUGCAAGAAAUAUACAUGGUGCGUUCACCCCACAGUAGCGACUUUGACGAUACCUUGAGGCGGGAGACACGGAAGAGGACCGCGAUCCUGCUGUGGCAGUUUUCGCAAGCGCCCACGGACAGCGUCGGAUCGACGACAUGGCAGACGCUGAUCCCCCCACCAGAUCGUCUGGCGACCAACAGCCCAUUCCCGCACGGCGUGGAGAUGAGCCUGCCGCCGCUCUCAAUGGAUUCUAUCGUCGACUGUUCCCCUGGCAUCAACUCGUUCGAGAACACCCAGCAGUUCCAGCCGGAACACGGCAUGGCGUACGACCUGUAUCCCAACACCAUGGACGAAGAACUAUGCCAGGACGGGUUCAUGACUUUGAAGCAAGAAAGCCCCCUCCACGACUUUAGCCACUUGCCGUCAUCAUUCGACAUCGGUGCGAGCCAUGACUUUUCCUCCCUCGAGGCCUCGAUCCACGAUACCUUCGAUCUCCCCGGGCACACUGGUCUGUCGCCGUGGUCACCGCAGAUCGACGAGCAGGACGAGGUCCUGCGCCACGCCUUACUCGCCGCGUCGGGCGUCGACCUCGACACUGGAGCGCUUCCGACACAUCAUCCAUCACCCACGGCGCGUGCCCACGAGGAAUACAUCGCUCCGGACGGUCACCAGAGACACGCUGGCGUGGAGGGUCAUUUUGUCUAG
Fonsecaea monophora is the source of this 1773-nucleotide messenger RNA. RefSeq lists its product as hypothetical. Gene Ontology annotation, biological process: regulation of transcription by RNA polymerase II. The transcript has 4 exons. Gene Ontology annotation, molecular function: RNA polymerase II cis-regulatory region sequence-specific DNA binding; DNA-binding transcription factor activity, RNA polymerase II-specific. NCBI's taxonomy places the organism in Eukaryota, Fungi, Ascomycota, Eurotiomycetes, Chaetothyriales, Herpotrichiellaceae. Gene Ontology annotation, cellular component: transcription regulator complex. The coding region runs from base 1 to 1773 and encodes 590 amino acids. The record is from RefSeq and is a predicted model, not a curated record.